Fimicolochytrium jonesii is the source of this 1292-nucleotide messenger RNA. RefSeq names its product emp24/gp25L/p24 family/GOLD-domain-containing protein. The transcript is spliced from 5 exons. NCBI's taxonomy places the organism in Eukaryota, Fungi, Chytridiomycota, Chytridiomycetes, Spizellomycetales, Powellomycetaceae. The coding region runs from base 155 to 829 and encodes 224 amino acids. Gene Ontology annotation, cellular component: endoplasmic reticulum; endoplasmic reticulum-Golgi intermediate compartment; Golgi apparatus. Gene Ontology annotation, biological process: endoplasmic reticulum to Golgi vesicle-mediated transport; Golgi organization; intracellular protein transport. The record is from RefSeq and is a predicted model, not a curated record.
UCUCGCUUUCUCGUGCGGCUGCCUUUGCAUUUGCGCAAGAUUGCCAGCGGUCUCGUCGUAACGCAAAGGACUGCACUCCGGCGACCGGCCACCCAGAUAACCCUUGCUUCACACCACUUGCCCUCCCCGCAUACCGCCCCCGACAACCGCUAUAAUGUCAAGACCCACCCAGCCACUCGCGUCCCAAAUCCUCCUCGUCCUCGCUGCCGCCCUCCUCCUCCUCACAUCACCAUCCCAAGCGCUAAAGUUCGACCUAACCGCAUCACACCAGCCAGGGACGCAGAGAUGUAUCUCGCAGAAUAUCAGGGAGAAGCAGCUGGUGGUCGUUACUGUGUCGGUGCCGCACGGGGAUCACCAGAAGGUUGAUUUGGAGGUUUUCGACGAAGGCCCCCACGCAAACAAAUACUGGCACAAACUCGACAUAACCGACGACCAAAAAUUCGCCUUCACAACGCACGACGAAGCCGACGUGCAAUUCUGCUUCACCAACACCGUCAGCCCCGGGAUCAAGGUCACGCAGGAGCUGAAACGGUCCAUCGCCCUGCACGUCGACACGGGCGCUGAGGCGCUGGAUAUGAGUGAUGAGUUGAAGAAUAAGAAACUGAAGCCGGUGGAGCUUGAGCUGAUGAGGUUGGAGGCGCUGUUGCAUGAUGUUAUUGAUCAGAUGGAGGAGUAUAAGGGGAGGGAGUCCGCUUUGAGGGAUGUUAAUGAAUCGACAAACUCGCGAGUGAAAUGGUUCAACACGUUCACAAUCAUCACCCUUGUCGCAUCGGGAGUCUGGCAGAUUGCAUAUCUGAGGAGCUACUUCCAGGCAAAGAAACUGAUCUGAUCCCUCUUGGCCUGACUGAGUGCCUGUUGUCGUCGAUCGAUAUAUAGACAUGAUUUUUAUUAUACACCAACUGCCUCAAUCUCUCACCCGCCCUGCCCACCCGCUCCAACUCGAUUUGCUCUUUGCCAGGCCGUAUGAGCCGCGAGCGGGGAACGAAAGCUGCCUGAUGAUAUCGGCAACCAUGAGACAUUCUGAAAAGCCAUCUUAGACGCCUGUACACAUAUCCAACCACACCCAAAAGUCCCACGGAACCAUCUCAUCCAAACAAACGUAUUUUCAUAUCAUUUCCAAAUUUCUAUAAGGGUAAAAGAGACACACAAGAAGAAAAGUACAAAAAGAGGUUUUGGGGGGGGGGGGGGGGUGAAAAGGGACACUGCCACAUGGGAUUCGAGUUUGACAAAACCCGAAUCCCAGAGAGAGUAGUACUUUGUGAUACAAUAAGCAGGGGUAGUGGGAAAGAGUU